Messenger RNA from Lampris incognitus (smalleye Pacific opah), 1161 nucleotides. RefSeq names its product hyaluronan and proteoglycan link protein 1-like. Gene Ontology annotation, biological process: cell adhesion. The transcript is spliced from 4 exons. Gene Ontology annotation, molecular function: hyaluronic acid binding. The record is from RefSeq and is a predicted model, not a curated record. Lineage: Eukaryota; Metazoa; Chordata; Actinopteri; Lampriformes; Lampridae. The coding region runs from base 127 to 1161 and encodes 344 amino acids.
AUAAUUCAAGAAAACAAACUUUCAGCUCUCCCUAAACAAUUAAAACUUAGAUUACUCUGUGCAUUUUUUUCUUUUUCUUUUGUAUCUCCAGUCAAGAGGCCCCUUUGUGUGUGAAAAAAAGAGAAAAUGCUGAGUCUGUUGUGCACCACUAUACUUUCCUUGACUCUGGCCAGCAGUGUUUACAGUGAGGUGACGAGCACUCCCUCCCCAGUUAAGAUUUACGCCAGCCUUGGCUCCAAUGUCACUCUACCAUGCCGGCUCUACCAUACCUCAGGCAUCAUGUCAUUUGGCAACGUCGGUAUCAGAGUCAAAUGGAGCAAAGUGUCGGAGGAUGACUCCCUGGAGGAGGACGUGAUGGUUUCAAUGGGAUUCCAUAAGAAGAGCUACGGAAGCUUCCGGGGUCGUGUCUUUCUGCAGGAGGCCGACAGCGAAGACGCCUCUUUGAUGAUCACUGACAUCUCUGCGGAUGACAUGGGGAAGUACCGCUGUGAGAUCAUCAACGGGAUGGAUGACAACAUCGUAGAGAUUACCCUUGAGAUGCAAGGCAGUGAAGGACUCAAUGGUAAAGGUGUUGUGUUCCCAUACCACCCCCGUUUGGGCCGUUACAAUCUGAAUUUCCAUGAUGCUGAGCAGGCCUGUCUGGACCAGGAUGCUGUGGUUGCCUCCUUUGAUCAGCUUUAUGAGGCCUGGAAGGAUGGCCUGGACUGGUGCAACGCCGGCUGGUUGGAUGACGGCACAGUGCAGUACCCCAUCAGAAGCCCCAGAGAGCCUUGUGGUGGCUCCGACGCUGGUGCAGGCCUCAGGAACUAUGGCGUGCGUGAUAAGUCCAUGAGCCGCUAUGACGUAUUCUGCUUCACUUCUGCAAAUGAAGGUCAGUUCUACUGGCUGGUACAGCCCGACAGGCUGACCUAUGACGAGGCUGUGCAGGCCUGUUUGGAUGACGACGCUGAGAUCGCCAAGGUGAGCCACAUGUAUGCUGCCUGGAAGCUGCAGGGUUACGACCGCUGCGAUGCUGGCUGGUUGGCUGAUGGUAGUGUCCGCUACCCCAUUUCCAGACCCCGCAAAAACUGCAGCCCCACAGAGGCCGCGGUGCGCUUUGUUGGCUUCCCAGACAAAAAGCAAAAGCUCUAUGGUGUUUACUGCUACAAGACCCAACAGUGA